Lactuca virosa is the source of this 1730-nucleotide messenger RNA. NCBI's taxonomy places the organism in Eukaryota, Viridiplantae, Streptophyta, Magnoliopsida, Asterales, Asteraceae. The record is from the annotation of a GenBank genome assembly.
AGGAAGUUGAGCAUAACCCUAAUGGAGCUCUCUCCGUCGUUCCCUCUAACAGCAGAUAACUUUCUGAUCUUGUUUGUGUUCUGAUGCUGUCAACGAACCGAUCUAGUUGAUUUGUGGUGAACUGUAAGAUCUAAUUGAUUAGUUGUCAACGUACCAUAAGAUCUUUUUGGAGUUCUGUUAGUUGAUUUGUGGUCAACGAACCGUAAGGUCGAAACUCGUUAAGCUUUUUGCAAAGAGAGAGGGCGUAGCCACCGUGAGAGCGCCUUACCAGUUACGCAAUCCGUCAGCGGCCGCCGGACCUUCGAAGAAUGUGCGUUAGUUUGACCUCAUUUUACAGCCAUCCAUCAGGAUUCAUGAUUGAGACGCAGAAGGAAAAAAUUUUUGCUUCUAUAGAAAUGAACACAUCAAGAGAAAGCUCAGAGGAAUUUGAUAAGGCCGGUUUAGACCUUUUCAAAGCAUCAACGAAAGCUGCUAAGGUCAUUUUAGACAAACAUGAAGGCAAUGAUGGAAAGUUGUCACUCCAAAUGGCAGAUUUUUGUGGACCCUUUGAUAUGUUGGCAAAUCUUCAGGGAAAGUCUGAAAGAAUGAAAGGCUCGACAGAAGAGAGUCGAGGUGGUGUGCUCUUGGCGUGUGUUGAAGCUGAGCUAUUCGAUGUGGCACAACAAAUUGUGAAGGAUUGUCCUGAACUUGCAGUGAGUGAACGCAUUAUCCUCAGAAUUCUUGCAAUUCUUGCUCGAAAACCUCAUGCAUUUGGGAAAAAAUAUAAUCCGAUUCAAAAAUACAUUUAUCAAUACGAUGCGAAUGAUGGGCAUGUUGAUGAGGGAAAUCAAGCAGUGCAGUUGCUUAGAACCAUUUUGCCAAAUAUUCCCAAACAUGAACUUGAUGACAUGCCAAGUGGUUCUUUGUAUCAGAUUAUGGAAGGAAUAUCUUCAUCCAGUGUCCUAUUUGUAGCUGCAGAAUUAGGCAACACAGUAUUUGUAAAUGAGCUAAUCCAUCAUUAUCCUCAACUAGUAGUAGAGUUAAAUGAUAAUAAGCAAAGUAUAUUUCACAUUGCUGUCUUAAAUCGUCAUCUUGGAAUCUACAACUUAUUGCAUGGCAUAGGCUCAAUCAAGGAUUCAAUAAUUAAUCUUGAAGACAAAAAUGGAAAUAAUUUGUUGCAUUUUGUUGGAAUCCGAAAGGAGCCGUUGAUGGAUAGUCAAUCACAGUACCUUCAAGGACCAGCUGUACAUAUGGAACGAGAACGACAAUGGUUCAAGAUGGUUUCAGAUAUGCUCCCUCCCUCACUUAGGGAAAAGAAGAAUAAAGCUGACCUAAGGCCACGUGAAUUGUUCACCAAGAAUCAUAAAGAGCUACUUUCCAAAGCUGUAGAUUCUGUGGAAAAGACAUCUCUUGAAUUAAUGGUGGUUGCAUCAGCUAUAGCCAUCAUAUCUUGUGUGAUUGAUAUUGCAUUUGUAGGCAGAUACGGAAAAGACACAGGCAAGAGUACGUUUAUGUUUCAUCAAAAGAACUGGUCCAUUAUAUGGAAUGACUUUAGCAUUCCUACACAAUUUCGUUCUGCUCUUCCAAGACAUCUCUCUGAAGAUCCCACCCCUUAUGCUAAUAACCUGUAUCGCGGUCUUUUAUCUAUUUCGCCAUCGCUUCAAUUAGUCACUCCCAGAUUCCUUAUCCAAACAACGGCUUCUCAUGUGGAUGGUAUUUCAUAUUGGGACCUGAAAUAUGCAUAUCUUUGA